UUUAUACAACGUUUUUCCAAGCUGGGGAAGACAAAAAGUGUAACACAAGAACCUUACGCAAACAAAGUAGUACAAGUGGGAAAAGUGUUCUGUGGGGGUGACCAUGGUUUGAGACAACAAAGAUGUCUGCCCGCAUUCCACUGGUCCUCCUGGCCUGCGGCUCCUUCAACCCCAUCACCAACCAGCAUAUGCGGCUGUUCGAGCUGGCCAGGGAUCACCUGCACCAGACAGGUCAGUUCCAGGUGGUGGGCGGGAUUGUGUCUCCGGUGAGUGACGGCUAUGGCAAGCAGGGCCUGGUGUUGGCCAAGCACCGCAUCGCUAUGGCGAGGCUGGCACUGCAGAGUUCAGACUGGGUCUCCGUUGACGAUUGGGAGAGCCAGCAGCCCGACUGGACAGAGACAGUGGUCACAAUGAGGUACCAUUAUGGUCGGAUACUGAAGCAGUACCAAGAGGGCACAGGGAAGGACAAUGGUCCAACCACAAACCCCCAUCAUCUCACAAGCUCCUCUCCCAGGCUGAAGCUGCUGUGCGGAGCUGACUUCCUGGACACCUUCAAGGUGCCGGGCCUGUGGCUGGACGACCACGUGGAGGAGGUGGCGGGACGCUUCGGCCUGGUCUGUGUCAGCCGGGGGGGCCUGGAGCCCGAGCUCGCAGUGCACGAGUCGGAGACACUUUCACGCCACUGGCGAAACAUCUUCCUAGUGCGCGAGUGGGUCCGCAACGAGACCAGCGCCACGGAGGUCCGGCGGGCCCUGAGACGAGGCCUCAGCGUCAAGUACCUCCUCCCAGAUUCUGUCAUCAAGUAUAUCCACCAGCACAACCUCUAUACCGGGGAUAGUGAGCUGAAGAAUAAGGAUGUGCUAUUGAGGCCGCUUACCAAGCAGACAGAGAUGCCUGUGAAAACUCUGGAUGAUUAACUGAGAGGCUGCCAUUGGCCUUCAUUGAUGGAAGCAAGCAUAUAAUGUGCCAAUAGCAGAUACAUCUAUUGACUGUGCAAGAACAGGCCAUGUGGCCCAUAGCUAGUUCACUUCUGUCAUCUCAGUUGAAUAUGUGUCACACCACACGCACAAUGUUUUUCCAUCAGUGGGUGCCUUUUUUAUAAGCAGAUUUAUACACAUUUGUUAGUGUUGGCAAACUUGAUGUAAUAGCAAAGACAUUUGUGCAGCAGUGCAGAUGACUAGAGAGACCAGAUAAGAAUUGUGAUUGACACAGUGGAUUGUAGUAAACUGGACUAGUUUAGGAUGCUCCUAAACUAUUGCUGACAUGUAAUCUGUUUUGGAAGAGAUAUGAUCAUCACCCCCAACAGCCUGCAGAUACAGUGCGGGUAUGUGCUGGUUGGCUAGUCUACAUGAUCAGAUUAUUAUGGAUAAGAGCGAGAAUAUUUUUAUUUGUCAAAAGGCAGUCAAGCACCGAUCAUCAUGACACCAGAAUAAGAUCCUCGAUAUUUAUUGGAAAUGACCAUCAUGCUCAUCACCGUGCACUUUCAACACCCUGUGAAGCUCAUCAUAACUGUAGCCUAAUAAACUGUAUGCUUUCUCGAGUCGUAGUGGGAGGACCACACACCACUCCAAGUUUACUUCGAUAUGAUGAUGAUAUCACUAUUUGCACAUGAAGGCAUUUCCUCCACAUUCCUUGCGUAAUUAAUUUUGCGGAUACAAAAAGAUCCCACCCACGAUGUCAAAUGAACAAACUAUUUGUCGGUAAUCAUAAAAUUACCAAACGUUCUGUUUCCAUCACGGCUGUCAUUACUUUUUUUAUACAGUAUUACUUACCUGCAUAAAAACUGUGGAUGGAAACAUGGUUUAUGUUACCGAUAGGCCAACACUUAGCACUGUUUUAUAUGGCCACUGUGCAAAUGCACGUCAAGACUGGUUGGUCAGCUUAAAACAUGGCUAGGCCUAAUCAAAUUAGCAGAGUUGUACAAUUUAUGGUGUCAUUAAAAAAAAUGUGCCCCCCGCCCCAACGUAAAAAUAUUUUCAAUAAUGUUUAUGCCAACAAAUAACAAAUGUAGCAACCCUGUGUUUAUAAACGUGGAUAUAGACUUUGACACUUCAGCAUGCUUUUGUGGCACAGUCGAUGCCACGCAGGUCUAUGGGCCAGAAGGUUGAGGGUUCACUGAGAGGAACCACAGAGUAGCUCCCUGCACGUUUUAUCACUGGUAGGCCUGAAACAUUCUUCCUCACCUCAAGUUCAACUGUCUGAGUCAGUUGGAGCAAAUGCCUUCAUAUCAUAGGCUUGCAGUAGCUAAAGCUUAAUAAUAACCACACCAAAAGUUUUGUAAACUUGAGUGUAAUAUCAAAAGUCAAGCCAUUGUUUAUAGGGAAUAUAAAGUAAGAACAGGCCAUUAUAUUGCAGCAAACACAACAUAAGUUGGAACUUAAUUUGGCCUAAGAAAAUGUCUCAACUGAAUGAAAUAACAAUUGCGAACUGGUUUAAACCUUAUUGCUGUAAUUACCAACAAAGGCAAGUGCAUACUAUACACAACAAAUUACAGAAAUAGAAUCAUAUAUCAUAUACAGACCUACAUAUAACCGCGCUUAAACUAAAUAUGGAGCACACAAUUAAAAAGACUGAUAAAAUGUAAUUUAGCCAAUAAAUGUCAACAGAAUUAAACAAAACAGGUUUUGCGUAUAAAAAAAGUGUUCUAUUAAUAAAUAGGCUUACAAUAAUAAAUUAUAUACAAUAAGGAUAAAACAAGUUAUUAGAAAUACAUUUAAGUUUCAAAAUUGCAUCCUACCUAAAUAGGGAGUUGCCACUGUAGCCUCUAUUUGGCCAUGCCAACGUUCUUCUCAUCUUCCACUACAAUAUUAAAACUUAUAUUAAAUUCCCCUUGUAGACUUUUCACUAUAGGUGUACUCUUUUUCCUCUAACUUUUGUUUUACUUCAAUGAAAAAGCCAUCUGUCUUCACAAUCAACAGUGGCCUAGGCCAAGGCUCCUCUGCUAGGUCUCUCCUAAGCAGCAGGCUCAUGUGCGCACAAUGCGUGAGAGAAUGGUUCUGAAGCGCAAAUUUGGGGUGUAGGCUAUGAUAGACAGCUUCUCCAGGACAAUUUGGCCUGCUACAAUUCUAUUUAUUGACUUUUCCACAGUCAUUGUCCCAUCAGAGUUGUGCUUUCUAUCAUUCACUUGUUGCAAAUAAAAGUCAGUGUGUAGUGCACAUAAAAAAAUACUUUUGAGCUUAAAUUCACAUGUACCGAAUAAAAAAAUCCAAAGCAAUGGGUUACCAUCACAUUUUCAACUCUAGGCCUACUGAUGGUUUUGUCACAACAUGUUUUACAUGGGUAUAAGCUGUUGGCUAGAGCGCACGUGCCAAUACCAGAGUGGGCACAUUCGCACGUGCGCUCUAGCCAACAGCUUGCAGAUACAGUGCAGGUAUUUAUUACCUUCUUUUUUUUACCUUUAACUAGGCAAGUCAGUUAGGAAUAAAUUCUUAUCUACAAUGACAGCGACCAAGGCACAGUGGGUUAACUGCCUUGUUCAGGGGCAGAAUGACAGAUUUUUUACCUUGUUAGCUCUGGGAUUCAAUCCAGCAACCUUUCGGUUACUGGCCCAAUGCUCUAACCACUAGGCUACCUGCCGACCCAGGUAUAGCCUACUACAUGAUAUCAUUAUUCACAAAAGCACUAGAUUAUUUUAUUUGUCAAAUGUCAGCCAAGCAUCGAUCAUCAUGUCAGCAGAAUAAGACCCUCCAUAUAUAUUGAAAGGAGCAUCAACCUAAAUGGUGCAAGUUCAUCAGAACGUAUUUCAUCUGUAGCUUAAUAAACUGCCUGCUUUCCCAUGA
Oncorhynchus masou masou (cherry salmon) is the source of this 3779-nucleotide messenger RNA. RefSeq names its product nicotinamide nucleotide adenylyltransferase 3 (gene nmnat3). Gene Ontology annotation, biological process: NAD+ biosynthetic process. The coding region runs from base 123 to 917 and encodes 264 amino acids. Gene Ontology annotation, cellular component: mitochondrion. Lineage: Eukaryota; Metazoa; Chordata; Actinopteri; Salmoniformes; Salmonidae. The transcript has 5 exons. Gene Ontology annotation, molecular function: nicotinamide-nucleotide adenylyltransferase activity; nicotinate-nucleotide adenylyltransferase activity. The record is from RefSeq and is a predicted model, not a curated record.